Cladophialophora psammophila CBS 110553 is the source of this 1254-nucleotide messenger RNA. RefSeq lists its product as uncharacterized. Gene Ontology annotation, molecular function: aspartic-type endopeptidase activity. The record is from RefSeq and is a predicted model, not a curated record. Gene Ontology annotation, biological process: proteolysis. Bases 1 to 1254 code for a protein of 417 amino acids. The transcript is spliced from 5 exons. Lineage: Eukaryota; Fungi; Ascomycota; Eurotiomycetes; Chaetothyriales; Herpotrichiellaceae.
AUGGGUUUCUCUAAUGUCACUCGUGUUCCCGUCCGCCGCAAUGGUGACUACAAGGCCAAUGGCACCAAGUCCCUUGUCUGGCUGUACAACAAGUAUAACAUUACUCCGGUCAGACCAGGCCGGUAUCAUCGCGACAAGAAGCAUCGCCUUAUGAAACGUCAGGAAGAUGGAUCCUCCACUGAAGUCACCGCCGAAGACCAACAAAAUGACGUCUACUAUACUUGUCCCGUCGCCAUUGGCACUCCUGGCCAGCAACUUGAAGUGACCUUCGAUUCUGGCUCUGCUGACUUCUGGGUCUGGUCCUCCCAUCUGCCUGACGAGAUCAAGAAGAGAGGAGCCGAGUCAGGCGCAGCUAUCUAUGAUCCCCGCAAGUCAUCCACUCAGCAGCCCAUGCCUGGGAGCACUUGGCAUAUCCAAUAUGGGGAUGGCUCUUCGGCUUCGGGAACAGUGGUUACAGAUAUUGUCAAGGUUGGCGACAUCACGAUCCAAGGUCAAGCUGUCGAGAUUGCCAAUCGAAUCUCUGCCUCUCUCACUACCCAGACUGCCUCCCAGGGCAUUCUGGGCCUGGCAUUCGGCAACAUCAACACCGUCACCCCUAAACCCGUCAAGACCCCACUGGACAACAUGAUUGCCCAGGACGAUAUCCCCAACGACCAAGAGAUUUUCACCUGCUACAUGGGCUCUUACAAGGACGCCAAGGACCCCGACCACGGCGAAUCCUUCUUCACCUUUGGAAACAUUGACAGUGACGUGGUCAAUGCGACUGGUAGAGAGAUCUCCUACACACCCAUCAAUGACACCAACGGAUUUUGGGAGUUCGCGUCGGAAUCCGUUGUCAUCAACGGCAAGAAAAUCGCGUUGCCAGGAAACACGGCCAUUGCUGACACGGGCACGACCUUGAUGAUCAUUGAUGACGACCUAGUUGAGGAGAUAUACUCUGGGAUCCCAGGCGCAAAAUACGAUGAAACCGAGCAAGGCUGGUUGAUCCCUUCCAAUACUCCUCCUGACCAGAUCCCUGACGUCGCUUUCGCCGUUGGUGACGUGGAGAUCGUGAUCGAGAAAGAACACAUCGCUUUCGCCCCAGCCGAGAACAACUCCGAAAUGGUCUACGGCGGCAUCCAGGGCCGUGGUAAACUGCCUGUCAACAUCUACGGCGAUACCUUUUUGAAAUGCGUCUAUGCAGUCUUCGACGCCGGGAAGAAGCAAUUUGGUGUUGUCCAGCGGGUCGACCCCAGCCAGAAGAUUGCUUUUUAG